Molecule: messenger RNA, 5031 nt
Organism: Colletotrichum truncatum
Lineage: Eukaryota; Fungi; Ascomycota; Sordariomycetes; Glomerellales; Glomerellaceae
Product: chitinase
Biological process (GO): carbohydrate metabolic process
Molecular function (GO): hydrolase activity, hydrolyzing O-glycosyl compounds; chitin binding
Source: RefSeq, a predicted model, not a curated record
AUGUGGGCACAUGUUCUCUCGGCCGGUCUCGGCCUCCUGUACCUGACCAAUCCUGGUUCUGCUCAACAGGAGGCCAGUCCCGUGAACCCGUGUCCAGUGCGCUGUAGCGUUUCCGGUCCGAAUCCUCUCAACUGGACCUACUUCCAUGGCGUGUUGGCAUUAAACCGCUGCGAGGAGCCAAUGCUCUUCAAGACGAUGCUGGGAACGAGCCUCGAGGACCCCAACAAGCACGUCACCUUCCGAGCUUGUACGGCUUCAGAGAAGUCUACAGUUCAGGCUAUGGAUUAUGAACCUGUACCCUUUACCUUUGGCGGCCCAGGCAAGCGCUCCGUGGAUAAGGAUGAGUCCGGUUGCGCGUCCGACAUGCAAAAAACUCCGAACAUGACGAGCAUCUCCUACCACGAGUGGCUGACCGACUCGGACGCCGGCAUCAGCGGUAGCAUUGCAGACACAACUCUAGCCUUAGACACGCUAAAGAGCUACCUGGACAAGGAGGAAAGCUGCAAGCGUACUGCCGUAUUUGCAAAGGUCCGAUAUGCGAUUGCUGGCCUCUUUGUCGGCUCAGCUGUUGACAAGCCAACUACGGUGCCAGUGGUGGAACAGUUAAUCAGCUCGGUCAAGGACAAGGAGAAUUAUGAGGCUGGCCGCAUUGCGGUCCAGAACUGCAAAGGAAACGGGCCGUCCGCCUGGAGCGUUGGCAUCAUUGCCGACCUUCAAGGAAACAUCACCUCGGUUCAGAACGCCCUCUUCAACUGGAACGAUGCCAAGUGCCUCCAAGGUUCAGACAUGAGUGCGGACUGGAGAGAGAUGCAAGUCAAUCUCUGGUCUGUCAAAAGCACCAACAGCUCGGACAUGUACCCGCCAAGAAACUCCACUGGUCUGCCGAGGAACUCGACUGCACAACCUGCCCUUGCUGACCGACAUGUCAAUUCCCUGCACCGCAGAGCUGAGUGUCGCGCCGAGAGGGUCGAGUCAGGAGAUACUUGCAUCUCGAUGGCCGACCGAUGUGGCAUUAGCCUCACUCAGUUUUACAAGUACAACACGGGCACGAACUUUUGUAAUCUGCUGAAGCCGAAGCAACAUGUGUGUUGCAGCUCAGGUGACCUCCCAGACUUCCGCCCGCAGCCAGAUGCCGAUGGGAACUGCCAUGCUAUUGACAUUGAGGAAGAGGACGGGUGUUGGGACAUUGCGGACGCGCACUACUUGACCGUCAAGGACAUUGAAGAACUCAAUAAAAACACCUGGGGUUUCGCCGGAUGCGGUGACCUCCAGCCGGGGCAAAAGAUCUGCCUGUCCAAAGGCGAGCCCCCCAUGCCCAAUCCCAUAUCCAACGCCAUCUGCGGACCUCAGAAGCUCAACGGUGAGCCCCGCGGCAACAAGAAGCUCGAGGAUAUGAACCCUUGCCCCCUCAACGUCUGCUGUAACGUCUGGGGUCAGUGUGGCCUGGAUAAUGACUUUUGUGUCAAGAACCCCGCAGACAAUGGCGCGCCGGGCACGUCGAAGCCCGGAAAGAACGGCUGCAUUGCAAACUGUGGCAUGAAUAUUACCAACAACGACAAAGGUCCAGACUCGUUCUCUCAUAUUGCCUACUUUGAGGCUUGGAACAAGAACCGGGCCUGUCUGCACAUGGAUGUCACAGACAUCGACACCAACAAGUACACACACAUCCAUUUUGCCUUUCCUAAUGUCACGGCCGGCGACUUUAACAUCGACGUCGGGACCUUGAAGGACCAAUUCGACAAGAUGAAGAAGAUGACGGGCAUCAAGAGGAUUGUGUCUCUGGGUGGGUGGGCCUUCUCAGCCGAGGCCCCGACCUAUACCAUCUUCCGUGAAGCCGUCAUGCCUGACAACCGCGCAAAGUUCGCCGCCAACGUUGUCAAGUUUGUGAAUGAUCAUGAGUUAGAUGGCAUCGACUUUGAUUGGGAGUACCCUGCCGCUGAGGAUCUUCCUGGUAUCCCCUCAGCCAACCCACUGGAGGGCCAGGACUACCUGGAGUUCCUGAAGCUCGUCAAGCGCAGACUGCCCAACAAGUCUGUCUCAAUCGCGGCACCAGCCUCCUACUGGUAUCUCAGAGGGUUUCAUAUCAAGGAUAUUGCCACUGUCGUCGAUUAUAUCGUCUACAUGUCCUAUGAUCUCCACGGCCAGUGGGACCACGGAAACAAAUGGUCCAGCCCCGGCUGCGAGAAUGGCGACUGUCUCCGCUCGCAUAUCAACAUCACCGAGACCAUGACUGCCCUGGCAAUGAUCACAAAAGCCGGUGUUCCAUCUUACAAGGUGUUCGUCGGCAUCGCAAGUUACGGGCGGAGCUUCAAGAUGUCCGAAGCGGGCUGCACGGGGCCCGAGUGCACCUACACCGGCACUAGGGAAGAGUCAGAUGCCAUGAAGGGUCCUUGCACCGAUACCGCGGGCUAUAUUUCCUCAGCCGAAAUCCGUGAGAUUCUUUGGAACGGGGACCUGCUCGGCGCCAAGCAAUGGCACGACGACGAUUCAGACUCGGAUAUUGUCGUGUACAAGGAGACGGAGUGGGUGGCCUGGAUGAAUGAUGACACGAAGGCGAGCCGGAUCGACAAGUACAAAGGCCUCAACUUUGGCGGCGUCUCUGACUGGGCUGUCGACCUUGACAAGGACUACGGCGACAGCGACAUCGGUGGCGGCGGCGACGAUGAUACAAACCUCUCUGGCGGCAAGAACUGUCCCUUGAGCAAGAGGUAUAACGACCUCGAGGAGCUCGCCAACGACGGCGAUGUCUCGGAUGAUUGUAAACCUGUGCUCGCCAUGAACGUCCUGGAAAACAUGCUCGACAGCUCUCUGGCCAGCUACGAGGACGUCGACAACGGGUACGACAAGAACUUUGCAGCUUACCGAAGGGUCAUGAAGGAGAGCGCCAAGGAAGCCAUGUGGAAGUUUUCUAAGUGGCGCGACGGCAAGUACACCGAGUGGUUCGACUGCGACUUUAAGGAUCUCGACGACUCAGGUCGAAACUGGAAGGGCCCCUGUGACCAGAUGAAGGAUCAUGUAGAUGCCUGGCUCAAGGGUGUCAUGACUGUGAAGGUCACACUCCGAGACGAGGACGGCUUCUGGAAAGGUCUCGAAGAAGAAACAGGUAUCAUCCAGGAUUGGGUCGAGUUCGGUGAUUUCAAGCAAAACACGGAACCAGGAGCUGGUUGUAACCCGCCCCCUCCACCCCCUCAGGUCUGCACGAUUCAAUACAUCCUCUCGGUAGAAGGAAUUCCUGUAUUGAAGGACGACUUUGAGAUCCCGGACCCCAAAGAUAUCAUCAAAGACAUUCAGGGUAACAUGGACGAGAUUCGCACGGGAAUCGCCUCUCGGUUCUUUGAUGUGGUAGCUGGUAUCUGGGAAGGCGGUAACGGUGAUGUUGUCCAAGUGCUCUCGGUACCCAUCUUCCUUUUGGCGCAGGCCGUCGACUCUAUGGAGGAGGCCAAGAAGAAGGGUGGCGAGAUCAUUCAACAGGAGAGGGAGGCCCUGAUCUUGGGCAUCAUCUCGGCUCUCUUAUUCUUCAUCCCUUUCGUUGGAGAAUUCGCCGCCAUGGCGGCGGGGGCAGCGACAGUGGGCCGCAUGAUUGCACUUGCAGGUCUGUUGGGCAACACGGCCUUCACCAUUCACGACAUCGUUGGCAAUCCAGAGAAUGCGGCCAUGGCAAUCAUGGCCCUGCUAAGCGGUGGACGUGUCCGCAAACCGAAGGAUUUUGUCGAUCUGGGGGCUGCUAGGAGAGCGCAGACAAACUCUGGAAUCAAGAGGAUGGGUCCGACCUUUAAAAAGCAUGACGACUCGCUGCAAAAGGUUCUAGGAAACUGCCGUAAAGAUGGUGGCAACGACGACGAUGAACCCAACAUGUGCAAGAACAAGAGGGGGUUGUUUAGAAGAGCGGCGAACAACUGCCCGAAUGCAGAUGUGCAUGAGACAGUUACGACCAAGGUAGAAACCUUCAUGACCACUCCAGACGUAACGUGUUCGGAGACGUGGAGCCAGGCCUGCUACCACUACAGCUCGGUCAUGAGUGUCCAUAGCAACACUCCUGAUAUGGUCCGCUGGACAUGCUGGAAAACCGCCAGCAGUACGAGCGGCAAGGCCACCAAUGACUGGGGUUCUUUUGGUUCGCAGAAGAGGAAACUUCCCAAGACAGCCCAGCACCAUUGGGACUGGGCUGUUGAAUGGACAGAGGAAGCGCGUUGCGAUAGGGACGAGUGGCCUCCGCGUAAUUUUUGGCCCAAAGCCAAGAGAAUGCAACCUGGUCAAAUCAUCCGACUCCUCCCGGCAGAUCAGAACGAAAGUGCUGGGACGAUGUGGAGGCAAUUUUGCGCAACUUAUGACGAGUACAAAACCAAGACAAAUGGCAAAACGGAAGUUAGGGAUGGUGCCCGAACUACCACAGACAAGAAAGUUGAGAAAAAGGUCGAUAAAGGAACAACGACCUACAUCACCAGUGUGGGAGUCAAGGUUCCCAACGCUGUCUUCGAGAUCAAGCACUGGGACCACACUAAAAUUACCUCUCUGAGGGAUGAUGGUCUCUGGGACAACCCUUGCUGGCCGAGUGCGCUGCUCCCGAACGAUCCUGGAUUUGUCCUGCUCACGGACGACCCCUGGUACGGGAACAACGCCAAUGCCCAAGUCAGCACCGACGAAUAUAAUAGCGCACCUCCUUCAGCCCUAACCAGCGGCAUGACAAAGUCACGAGCGCUACCAGGUCGUCCAAUCAUUGCUGUACGCUCAGUCGGCGAUCUUUACGAGGAGUCUGACACAUUUUAUAAAGAGAUAGCAGUGGAGGAGAGAGCAACCUUUAUUGAUGAGAACGGCGUUGAAUACGAGGAGAUCCUGACUAGCGACGAUCUUGACUGGAGUGAGACGGACUGGUCGGAACUCGACUUUGCGCCUGCACUGUCUCUGCCUCUUACAGCCGAGGCCGUUCCAUCUGCCACUGUAGUCUUGGACUAUAUUGAGAAGGAGGAAGAGGCUAAGCCAGGAUCCGUCGUCGUGGAUGGUCUUGCCAAACCCACGAAUGGCCUAUCUUGA